GUUACGGUCACAUUGACAGUGAACAACGAUUUGCAAAUCGGUCGAACAGCUGAUGCAUAAAGUAAAUAUUGCAUUUUUACCAAACUGCAAUUAACAUGUCUUAUGGAGGAUACACCCAACUGCCCAGUGGCAGUACUGAGCACGAUCGUCGUCAACAGCAGGUGCUAGCGAAUACCUACAAUGUCCUUCAGAGUACAAAUGAAAGCAUUGAGAGAUCCAAUCAAGUCGCACUUCAGACGGAAGCUGUGGGCGCUGAAAUACUUGGAGAACUGGGCGGGCAAAGGGAAUCACUGUUGCGCACUACCCGUAGACUUGAGGAUGCUGAUCAGGAGCUGUCCAAAUCGCGAGUCAUCAUACGCAAGCUGCGUCAUGAAGUCCUAUACAAUAGAGUGGUAUUAAUCCUGAUAAUCAUUCUGGAAAUCGGCAUACUGGCUGGACUUCUAGUUCUGAAAUUUGCCCACCUAUAA
Messenger RNA from Drosophila albomicans, 467 nucleotides. RefSeq names its product vesicle transport through interaction with t-SNAREs homolog 1A (gene Vti1b). Gene Ontology annotation, biological process: regulation of protein localization to plasma membrane; retrograde transport, endosome to Golgi; macroautophagy. Bases 96 to 467 code for a protein of 123 amino acids. NCBI's taxonomy places the organism in Eukaryota, Metazoa, Arthropoda, Insecta, Diptera, Drosophilidae. The transcript has 2 exons. The record is from RefSeq and is a predicted model, not a curated record. Gene Ontology annotation, molecular function: SNAP receptor activity; SNARE binding. Gene Ontology annotation, cellular component: late endosome membrane; endoplasmic reticulum membrane; ER to Golgi transport vesicle membrane.